GAAAAACAAAAUUUAAGAUUUGUUGUGAUUGAUGAGGACAACCAAUCAGCAAAUAUACAUCAUCAUGAUGCUUUAGGAGAAUUGUACUGUAGCCUGGGGGAGAUAAUGGCGCUUCAGAGUCGAGGCUUUUCAAGAAAACUAGGGAAAGGUUCAGGGACUAUGAAAAUAGAGGCCCGGGAACUGUCUGGAGAACAAAGUAAUAUUACUUUCUCAUUUGCUGCUAAAUCAUUGGAUAACAAGGAUAUUAUGGGGAAAAGUGAUCCUUUCCUUCAGAUAUCCAGGUUGAGCCCUGGAGCUAGAGAUGAGGAUGGUACUGUUGUAUUCAGAACUGAGACCAUUGAUAACAAUCUUAAUCCAGCUUGGAAAACCUUUAGUAUAGAUAGCAGAGUUCUGUGUAACAGUGAUCCUAAUCUACCCUUGAGGUUGAGUGUUUAUGAUGAGGAUAAUGAUGGGUCUCAUGAUCUUAUUGGAGCUCUUCAAUCCUCACUUGCUCAACUCAUGGAGGUUCCUGGCCAAGAGUUUCCAUUGAUAAACCCCAAAAAGAAAGCCAAGAAAGGAUCUAAGUAUAAGAACUCUGGAGUUCUUGUUCUUAAAUCUUGUCGAAAUGAACCUGUUCAUUCAUUCCUCGACUUUAUCCAUGGAGGAUUACAGGUAACAAAAUCUCAUGAAUAUUUAGUGUUUUUUUAUACAAUGGUACUCAGUACGCUGUUGCUGGUCAAUCUUUCUCAGGUAACUGUUCUAAACUGUGUCAGUAUUCAGAGUGCUGAAGUUCAAGAUAAUCAGUAUACUUUGGCAAUCAAAUCCGUUGGCGAUAUCAUUCAGAUUUUGCACAACGCAUGCAUUUUAUGCAGGAAAAUACUUGUAAUAAUUUGUAAUGUAUUGACUCCCUCUGUAUUUGUAGGGUUUGGUGCUAAGCUGACUCCUGAGGCUCCUGUUAUGCAUGAGUUCUUUGUAACCCUGGAUCCUAAUAAUCCGUUCUGUGCUGGGGUUCCCGGGUUACUAGACGCAUACAGAAGAUGUGUUUCUGUUGUUCAGCUCUAUGGACCAACCAACUUUUCCCCCAUCAUAGAACAUGUGGCACAAUUCGCCAGAGCUUACAAGGAUGAACCAAGCAACUACUUUGUUCUGCUCAUCAUAACUGACGGAGCCAUCACAGACAUGUUGGACACUAAGCGAAGUAUAGUGAAUGGAAGUAAACUACCGAUGUCAAUAAUCAUUGUUGGAGUUGGGGACUCAGACUUCUCCUCCAUGGAGGAAUUAGACGGAGAUGGGGGCAGGCUUAAUUUGUAG
Eurytemora carolleeae is the source of this 1290-nucleotide messenger RNA. RefSeq names its product copine-8. Gene Ontology annotation, molecular function: calcium-dependent phospholipid binding. Gene Ontology annotation, biological process: cellular response to calcium ion. NCBI's taxonomy places the organism in Eukaryota, Metazoa, Arthropoda, Copepoda, Calanoida, Temoridae. Gene Ontology annotation, cellular component: plasma membrane. The record is from RefSeq and is a predicted model, not a curated record.